UUGAUAUUGUUUUUCAAAUCUUAAUCCUUGUUUCCUGGAGAAACGCUCAAGAUUUCAUCAUCUCUCACUUUAUCCAUCAUCCUUUUCAUCAAAGUUUGUAGGGAUUUUCUUUUCAUUUGAUCUUCAGUUUUUUGUUUCCUUCACAGCUCCUUUAGAUUCUGUGUGUUUAUCUUCAGGCAUUACUCGAUCUGUGUUUUGCUUGGCUUCAAUCUCUUCCCAUUUUUAGCCUUUUUGAGUUGCCAGAUCAAAAAUGGAAGCGAUCGAAGAAUUGGUUCAACUUUCGGAUUCUAUGCGGCAGGCUACGGCUGUGCUUAACGACGAAGAUAUUGAUGAAAACUCAUCGUCAUCGUCAAAACGCCGUUCCACAUUUCUAAACGUUGUUGCUCUUGGCAAUACUAGUGCAGGUAAAUCAUCAGUAUUGAACAGUUUGAUUGGACAUCCUGCUCUGCCUACUGGUGAAGGUGGUGCAACUCGUGCACCUAUAUGCAUAGACUUAAAGAGGGAUGGUAACUUAAGCAGCAAAUCAAUUAUAUUGCAAAUUGAUAGUAAAUCUCAGCCUGUGUCUGCAAGUGCUCUUCGGCAUUCUUUACAGGAUAAACUUAGUAAAAUGUCAAGCAAGAGUCGUGAUGAAAUAUAUUUGAAACUUAAAACGAGUACAGCUCCUCCUUUCAAAUUGGUUGAUUUGCCUGGAGUGGAUAAAGGAAAUCUUGAUGAUUCGUUGAGGGAAUAUGCUCAACACAAUGAUGCAAUUCUUCUUGUUGUUAUACCAGCUUCUCAGGCACCGGAAAUUUCCUCUGCUAGAGCCCUCAGAAUUGCAAAGGAAUAUGAUAGAGAAUCUACAAGAACUAUUGGCGUCAUCAGUAAAAUAGAUCAAGUGUCAUCAGAUCCAAAAGUUCUUGCUGCCACUCAAGCACUUCUCUUGGGUCAAGGACCACAAAGUACAAUUGAUAUCCCGUGGGUUGCUCUAAUUGGUCAAUCAGUUUCCAUCGCUUCAGCAAAAUCGGGAUCUGAUAACUCAUUAGAAAAUUCAUGGCAAGCUGAAAGUGAAAGUUUAAAAUCUAUAUUGACAGGUGCUCCUCAGAGUAAGCUUGGUAGAUUAGCCUUGUUAGCAACCCUUGCUGAUCAAAUCCGUAGGCGAAUGAAGAUCAGGCUUCCAAGUCUUCUAUCAGGGCUUCAAGGUAAGUCUCAAAGUGUGCAGGAUGAGUUGGUAAGGCUUGGAGAAUCAAUGGUCAGUAGUUCUGAAGGUACAAGGGCCUUGGCUUUGGAGCUUUGCCGUGAAUUUGAGGACAAGUUUCUUCAACAUAUUAUAACUGGGGAGGGUAGUGGCUGGAAAGUAGUUGCAAGUUUCGAGGGGAACUUUCCUAAUAGGAUCAAGCAGAUUCCACUAGAUAGACAUUUCGACAUAAAUAACGUUAAGAGGAUUGUGGUAGAAGCAGAUGGUUACCAACCUUAUCUUAUCUCUCCAGAAAAAGGGCUCCGCUCUUUAAUAAAAGGUGUAUUAGAACUUGCUAAAGAACCAUCACUCCUUUGCGCUGAUGAGGUUCAUCGUGUGCUUGUGGAUAUAGUUUCAUCAUCAGCAAAUGCUACACAUAGUCUAGGAAGAUAUCCUCUAUUCAAGAGAGAGGUUGUGGCUUUAGCUACCGCUGCUCUAGAGGGGUUCAAGAACGAAGCUAGGAUCAUGGUGGCUGCACUUGUUGACAUGGAGCGGGUGUUUGUCCCACCCCAACACUUCAUUCGUCUGGUGCAGAGAAGGAUGGAUAGGCAGAGACGGGAGGAAGAGAUUAAAACAAAAUCUUCCAAGAAGACUGUUGAUGCCGAGCAAUCCUUGCUAAAUAGGGCAAGUAGUCCUCAAACAGGAAGGAAAGAAUCUGGGUGGACCUUAAAGUUGAUGAAGGAUACAAAACAAGGCAAGGAUGUACAAGAGGGGCCGGCCUUAAAGACUGCAGGACCUGAAGGGGAGAUAACGGCAGGAUUCUUGUUGAAGAAAAGUGCAAAAACUAAUGGAUGGAGUAGGAGAUGGUUUGUUUUAAAUGAGAAAACCGGAAAGCUUGGAUACACCAAAAAACAAGAAGAGAGACAUUUCCGUGGCGUCAUCACUUUAGAGGAAUGUAAUGUAGAAGAACUUGAAGAAGAACCCCCACUUAACAGUUCUAAGAAGCCAAAGGCUGAAGAAAGAGCACCCAGCCUAGUGUUCAAGAUAACAAGCAAGGUUGCAUAUAAGACGGUGUUAAAAGCUCAUAGCGCUGUUGUGUUGAAGGCUGAGACUGCUGCCGAUAAAGCUGAGUGGUUAAACAAAUUGAAAGUUAUAAUCCGUGCCAAAGGGGGUCAAGUUAUUAUGAAAGCAGAUGGUCCUCCCAUUCGGCAAAGUCUAUCCGAUGGUUCGCUUGACACAAUGACUAGAAAGCCUGCAGAUCCAGAGGAAGAACUUCGUUGGAUGGCUCAGGAAGUACGUGGUUAUUGUGAAGCUGUUCUGAACAGCCUUGCAGCAAAUGUUCCAAAGGCAAUUGUUCUUUGCCAAGUAGAAAAAGCUAAAGAAGACAUGCUGAAUAAGCUGUACAUUUCUGUAAGUUCGCAGAGUACGUUGAGGAUUGAAGAGCUGCUUCAAGAGGAUGGUAAUGUCAAGCGUAAAAGAGACAAAGUUCAGAGGCAAUCCUCUCUGUUAUCCAAACUCACCAAGCAGCUCAGCGUUCAUGAUAACGGAGCAGCUGCAGCUUUAAGCAUGUCAAAUGGUAACCCUGCAGAAAGUCCAAGAAGUAAUGGAUCCUCAUCCGGUGAUGACUGGAGAUCUGCAUUCGAUUCUGCUGCCAACGGCAGCUCAGGGCUUGACUCCAGGUAUGGGUUCAGUGGCCAUAAUCGCAGGUAUAGCGACCCUUCCCAAAACGGUGAUGCUGGCUCAGGUUCAGGAUCAAACUCCAGCAGCCGCCACACACCUAACAGAAUGCCACCUGCACCACCUGGUUCCGGAUAUAGAUUUUAGAUUAUUAUUUAGAAAGCUUCUACCCAUUGAUGAAUAUAUUCUGUCUUGAUCCCACGCUUGUGGGCACGAGUUCAAGUAUGUAGAUUUGCUUAUAUACAUAUACACAUCUCCUUUGUAGAUAAAUAUUCAUUUGGCAGGACGUCGUCUGUUUUAGUCACAAUUUUGUUUUGGUUUUUCCAUU
Messenger RNA from Cynara cardunculus var. scolymus (artichoke), 3158 nucleotides. Its product is annotated as dynamin-2A-like. The transcript is spliced from 22 exons. Lineage: Eukaryota; Viridiplantae; Streptophyta; Magnoliopsida; Asterales; Asteraceae. The coding region runs from base 251 to 2977 and encodes 908 amino acids. Gene Ontology annotation, cellular component: cytoplasm; membrane; microtubule. Gene Ontology annotation, molecular function: microtubule binding; GTP binding; GTPase activity. The record is from RefSeq and is a predicted model, not a curated record.